Molecule: messenger RNA, 1254 nt
Organism: Plasmodium gaboni
Lineage: Eukaryota; Apicomplexa; Aconoidasida; Haemosporida; Plasmodiidae
Product: putative metabolite/drug transporter
Exons: 9
Coding region: 1-1254 (417 amino acids)
Biological process (GO): transmembrane transport
Molecular function (GO): transmembrane transporter activity
Source: RefSeq, a predicted model, not a curated record
AUGAAAAAAUGGAAAGAGAAAAGAAGAUGGCAUAUAAACAUUAUAUUGAUGUUUUUACAUCAUUUCUUCGAUAGAAUUAAUUACUCCAUGAGGAACACAUUUUUACAUGAUCACUAUAUUUUUAUGAAAUUUAAAAAGAAUAAAAUUAUUGGACUUCUAUCAAUAAUUAAUUCAAGUGUCUGUUUAGUUAUAUCACCAAUAGUUGGAUAUUAUUGUGAUAAGCAUAAAAAAGAAAGGAAAAAAAUGUUACAGUUUAUAUCAGUAUCGUAUUUGCUAGUUAAUAUUAUUCAUUAUAUGUUUAUACGGACCAACAGUUUAAGUUUAAUCAUAUUUGUAACAGCCAUUUCAAAAAUGCUGCAUGAAUGUUCUCAUGUAAUAACAGAAUCGAUAUUUAUAGAAAGUAUAGAUAGAGGGAAAAAAAGCUUGAUAUUUACCUACCAGAAACUCAUAAGUACCGUUGCUACUAUGCUAGGACCAUUUUUUUGUCUAAUAUUAUUUUAUGUAUAUAACGAUAAAUGGAAUAUAAAAAAUAUUUUCAUCAUAUUUCAGUUUUCUAUAUUAACUAUUGUUCCACAAACUGUUAUAAGUUUCCUAUGGGAAAAUAAAACUGUAGAUACUAUAAAAAAUUCAGAAGAAAUAGAACUACUAACAAAAAAAAAUGAUAAAAAAAAUAUGUUCUGUUUUUCUACGAAACAUAUACCAUAUAUUGUUUUUGUCUCUCACAUGAUAACCCUAGCCGGAGCAGGAAUGACAUUUAAAUACUUUUCGUUAUUUUUAAAAUCAGAAUAUAAGGUUUCACCAAUAUUAAUGUGUAUUCUUAAUAUUGUUAUUCCGGUGUUGUUAACUGUUUUUACAUACAUUUCACAGAAAUUGUCCAAAUGUAUUGGAAGGGCUCAGGUUUCUUUGUUCUUUACAACCAUUGGUUUUCUGCUUUUAUGUUCAUUGCUAUAUAUUCAGAAUUAUAAAGAUGUCUUAAAAGUGCAUGUUUUUAGGAGCGUUUUUCAAAAUUGCACGAAUUCAAUAGAUAAAAGUAUUUUAUAUGAUUUUAUUGAUACAAACAGAUAUACAGGAAGAUGGAUGGGUGUACAAAGCUUAUACUAUUUAGUAUGGUCCAUUAGUGCUUAUUUUGGUGGUUGGUUGUCAGAUAUAUCGUCAUAUAGAAAUACGUUUAAAAUAACAACAUUCUUUUAUUUGAUCUCACUGAUAAUUUACGCUCCCCUAUUAUGGUUAGUUCCUGUUAAGGAAAUUGUCUGA